This is a messenger RNA of Salvelinus sp. IW2-2015, 1897 nucleotides long. RefSeq names its product zinc finger protein ZIC 3. Gene Ontology annotation, cellular component: nucleus. Gene Ontology annotation, molecular function: DNA-binding transcription factor activity, RNA polymerase II-specific; RNA polymerase II cis-regulatory region sequence-specific DNA binding. Gene Ontology annotation, biological process: regulation of transcription by RNA polymerase II. The record is from RefSeq and is a predicted model, not a curated record. Lineage: Eukaryota; Metazoa; Chordata; Actinopteri; Salmoniformes; Salmonidae.
GAGUUCAUUUAUGUGCAGGGAGUGAGUGAUUGACUUUAUCAGUCCAAGGACAUCAUUCGUCUGGAAAGGGGGGGAAGUUUGAUCAUCUUUCUCACGGAUCCCAGUUACGGGAGUUUCUCUCUGCUGUGUAAGCGAAGGAUUGUUUUUUCCUUGUUUUGCUUUUCUACUUUUAAAUUCUUAUUUGCCGUUUCAACGCACUGAAAUCGGGUUCCCGUUAUUCGAGGUUAGAGUGAGCUCCACCAACCUGGAGUUUCAGUUGAAUUUUCUUUUAUUUCGUUAUAAGUUCGCUUGAGCCCAAUGACUAUGCUCCUUGACAGCGGURCGCAGUUCCCAUCGCUAGGAGUGGGGGGUUUCGGAACACCGCGGCACCAUGAGAUAGGGAACAGAGAUCCAGGUUUGGGACUCAAUCCCUUCGCUGAUUCAUCCCACUCCGCAGCUUUCAAACUCAGCCCGGUGGCUCACGAUAUAGCCUCCAGCCAGACUUCAGCUUUUACCCCGCAAGCCAGUGGAUACGCAGCUGCCCUGGGACACCAUCAUGGCGGACAGGUGGGUUCGUACGGCGGUGGACCGUUCAAUUCAACCCGGGACUUUCUAUUCAGAAACCGUGGCGUUGGAGAGUCCGCUGCAUCGAGUGCCCAGCAUGGGAUCUUUGCCGCUUCUGCGGGGAGCCUGCAUGGACCCCCUGGAAUCUCCGAUAACCCAGGACAUCUGUUGUUUUCAGGGCUCCAUGACCAGGGCGUGAGCCAUACUUCACCAAGUGGACAUGUAGUCAACAGUCAAAUGCAUCUUGGUUUACGCGGYGACAUUUUUGGAAGACCCGACCCAUACCGUCCGGUCGCCAGCCCUCGGACAGACCCCUACGGCGCUCAGCUCCACAACUACAACCACCCAAUGGGGAUGAAUAUGGGGAUGAAUGUGCCGACACACCACGGUCCUGGGGCCUUCUUUAGAUACAUGAGGCAACCCAUAAAGCAAGAAAUGUCGUGUAAAUGGAUAGAUGAGAACCAGAUGAACCGACCCAAAAAGACUUGUGAAAGGACUUUCAGCACAAUGCACGAGAUGGUGACGCACGUCUCCAUGGAACACGUUGGCGGCCCCGAGCAAAGUAACCACAUUUGCUUUUGGGAGGAUUGCCCUAGAGAGGGGAAAUCAUUUAAGGCCAAGUACAAACUCGUGAACCACAUUCGAGUGCACACUGGAGAGAAACCCUUCCCCUGUCCAUUCCCUGGUUGUGGAAAAAUAUUCGCCAGGUCGGAAAAUUUGAAAAUUCACAAAAGAACACACACAGGUGAGAAGCCGUUCAAGUGCGAAUUUGACGGCUGCGACAGACGCUUCGCCAACAGCAGUGACAGGAAAAAGCACAUGCACGUGCAUACUUCUGACAAGCCAUACAUCUGCAAAGUGUGCGACAAGUCCUACACGCACCCCAGCUCUCUCAGGAAACACAUGAAGGUACACGAGUCUCAAUGUUCUGAGUCCUCUCCAGCAGCAAGUUCUGGAUAUGAGUCGUCCACACCACCAGUUCUGGUGUCAGCGAACACUGAAGACCCAACAAAAACACCACCGUCAGCCGUGCAAAACACAUCUGGGCACAGCGAUGCAGGACUGCCACCCAACUUUAARGAAUGGUACGUUUGAAGUCAGAAGCAAGCUCUCAAUGUGGACAAAGAGGUUUUAAGGAAACCUUAAAAAGUACUCAGACCAAGGUGUACACAACAUGGGAUUGGAACAACUCGAGGAGAUGAGAGCAAGCCAGCAGCAGCAGGCCUCGUCCUUUCUCAGGAUUCGAUAUGUGACUUUUAUUCCGAGUUCGAAGAGAACAAAUAAAUCAUAAAUAAUGAAAUAAUACUUUCUAAGAAUUAAAAAAAAAACAUGUUUUUUCCCCUUUUUUAGUUUA